Molecule: messenger RNA, 2082 nt
Organism: Coniosporium apollinis CBS 100218
Lineage: Eukaryota; Fungi; Ascomycota; Dothideomycetes
Product: glucosamine-fructose-6-phosphate aminotransferase
Exons: 5
Coding region: 1-2082 (693 amino acids)
Biological process (GO): fructose 6-phosphate metabolic process; UDP-N-acetylglucosamine metabolic process; protein N-linked glycosylation
Molecular function (GO): carbohydrate derivative binding; L-glutamine:D-fructose-6-phosphate transaminase (isomerizing) activity
Source: RefSeq, a predicted model, not a curated record
AUGUGUGGAAUUUUCGGAUACAUCAACUAUCUGGUGGAGAAGGACAGGAAGUACAUCCUAGAUACCCUGGUCAAUGGCCUCUCUCGACUCGAGUACCGUGGUUACGACUCUGCCGGUCUUGCGGUAGACGGUGACAAGAAGGGCGAAGUCCUGGCGUUCAAGGAGGUUGGCAAGGUCGCUAAGCUGAAGACGCUCAUCGAGGAGUCCAAGCCGGACCUGACCAAGGUCUUCGACUCCCACGCCGGCAUCGCACACACCCGAUGGGCCACCCACGGCAAGCCAUCGCGGACAAACUGCCAUCCUCACCGGUCUGACCCCAACUGGGAGUUUGCCAUCGUCCACAACGGCAUCAUCACAAACUACAAAGAACUCAAGGCGCUGCUGGAGAGCAAGGGUUUCAAGUUCGAGACGGAGACGGACACUGAGGCUAUUGCAAAGCUCGCCAAGUACAUCUACGAUGAGCACCCGGAUAUCGACUUCGUCACGCUCGCAAAAUCCGUCAUCAAGGAGCUUCAGGGCGCAUACGGUCUGCUCCUGAAGUCGGUGCACUAUCCUCACGAGGUCGUUGCCGCUCGCAAGGGCUCGCCUCUGGUCAUCGGCGUGCGGACGCAGAAGAAGAUGAAGGUCGACUUCGUCGACGUCGAGUACACAGAAGAGGGGACUGCUCUGCCGGCAGAGCGCGCUUCCCAAAACGUGGCACUAAAGAAGACCAACAACCUCCUUGCGCCCCCGGACAAGUCGCUCCUGCACCGCUCGCAGUCCCGCGCUUUCCUGUCGGACGAUGGUGUUCCUAUGCCGACCGAGUUCUUCCUUUCCUCCGACCCGUCUGCCAUCGUCGAGCACACCAAGAAGGUCCUCUACCUCGAAGAUGAGGACGUUGCGCACAUUCACGAGGGUUCUUUGAAUAUCCACCGUCUGCGGAAAGACGACGGCGCUUCCAACGUGCGCGCCAUCCAGACACUUGAGAUCGAGCUUCAGGAGAUCAUGAAGGGCCGUUUCGACCACUUCAUGCAGAAGGAAAUCUUCGAGCAGCCCGAGUCGGUCGUGAACGCCAUGCGUGGCCGUCUCGACAUUGCGAAUAAGAAAGUCACGCUCGGUGGUCUGCGUCAAUACAUCAGCACCAUCAGGCGGUGCCGGAGGAUCAUUUUCAUCGCUUGCGGCACCAGCUACCACUCCUGCAUGGCUGUGCGCGGGGUGUUUGAGGAGCUCACUGAAAUCCCCAUUGCCGUGGAGUUGGCGUCAGAUUUCCUGGACAGGCAAGCGCCGGUCUUUCGUGACGACACCUGCGUCUUCGUAUCUCAGUCCGGCGAGACCGCUGACUCGUUGAUGGCGCUCCGCUACUGCCUUGAGCGUGGUGCGUUGACCGUCGGUAUCGUCAACGUUGUCGGCUCAUCGAUCUCGCUCCUGACCCACUGCGGUGUCCACAUCAAUGCUGGCCCCGAAAUCGGUGUCGCCUCGACCAAGGCUUACACUUCGCAAUUCGUCUGCAUGAUCAUGUUUGCGCUCUCCCUGAGCGAAGACCGAGCAUCCAAGCAACAGAGGCGCGAGGAGAUUAUGGAAGGUCUAGGCCAGGUGUCUGAUCAGUUCAAGGAGGUUCUCAAGUUGGAUCAGUCGAUCAAGGAGCUUUGCCAGAAGUUCAAGAACCAGAAGAGCAUGUUGUUGCUCGGACGUGGCGCCCAGCAUGCCACUGCUCUGGAGGGCGCACUGAAGAUCAAGGAAAUCUCCUACCUCCACUGCGAAGCCGUCAUGUCCGGCGAGCUAAAGCACGGUGUGCUUGCGCUCGUCGACGAGAACCUCCCCAUCGUCAUGAUCCUGACGCGCGAUGACAUCUUCAAGAAGUCGCUCAACGCUUACCAGCAGGUCGUCGCACGCAAGGGCAAGCCCAUCAUCAUCUGCAACACGAACGACGAGGAGUUCCCAGCCGACAAGACGGAGAAGAUCGAGGUCCCCCAUACGGUCGACUGUCUUCAGGGCCUGAUCAAUGUCAUUCCCAUGCAGCUGAUGGCGUACUGGCUUGCCGUUGGCGAGGGCCUGAACGUCGACUUCCCAAGGAAUCUGGCUAAGUCGGUCACGGUGGAGUAG